CCUUUCCCUCCUCUUCCCCUACACCCACGUUUCCUUUUCUUUUUUCUUUUGUUUGCAUUUCACGCCCUUUUACGCCUCCUUCCUCGUCCUCACGUACCUAGCUGUUGAUAGUCAUCUCUUCUGCGUCACAAUGGCCACCCACAUCGAGCAGCAGCACUUUGAUCACCUCGACCGCCCAAAGUCGCCGGGCUUUUCCAUGGACGCCGUCUCCUCAACUCCGCCUUUCCCCUACGUCGAUGCCUACCAAAGUUUCGACUACCUCCAAUUCCCGCAUUCCCCCUUCAAUGUCGCAAACGUCCCACUUCCAGGUGCUGGAUCGCCUCGCAUUUCAUUUGAUUCGCUGAACAUUGCGGGCGGACUUCCGGACUAUGCCUACUCGUCCGGUGCCUCGUUCACUACGGGAUCACCAGCACGUCCCUUCACUCCGCCGGACAGCAUCUGCCCGCCUGCACUUACGCACUUGAGCAAUGGCGAGCUCUCUUCGGAUAGCAUGCCCUCUUCCAAUGCGGCGCCUACGCGCAAAGUUCGCUCAAACUCAGUCAACAGUGUGAGCUCGCCUGGCUCCGUGCACGGUAACCUUCCAGGGACGCGAGGCCAGCACCGUUUCAACCCAAUUGGUGCUCGCCCGGCCCGCGCAGAGCGCAGGCGCCGUGCCAGCAAGGAUGAUUACGCGAGUGAUGACGACGAAGAGGACUUCACACCCACGUUGAGUGCUUCUGCCAACUCCGAUCAGCGCCGUGAAGAGAUCCGCCGUCAACGCAUUGAGUCGGAACAGCGUCGCCGUGACGAACUCCGUGACGGCUACCGCAGACUCAAGGACGUGCUUCCUGUGUCGAACCAGAAGUCCAGCAAGGUGUCACUUCUGGAUCGAGCGACGACUCACAUCAAAUACCUCGAGAUGACUCAGCAACAGCUCCAGACGAGGCUCAACCAGGCUGAAAUGGAGACGCAGCGCUUACGGUCACUGAACGAGGCUCUCAUGCUCAGCACCGCUGAACGUCAUGGGGCAGUCCUCGCCGCUGCGCAGCAACAGACCGCCUUCUGAGCUCCGCUCUCGCACGAAAGGCUGGUCUUCUCUGCUUGGAGAGGCCAAACGUAAAAGGACCGAGUCCGGCAAUGCUCGGUUUACUUCCGCGGUGUUCUCCUGACCACGGAUCUUCGUUACUCAAUCUGUCAAUGUGAACUUCUGAAAAAUGACUCACGAUGCCUGCUCGGGAUGCAUGGCUACUCACGACCCCGAUUACUUCGUCUUUAUCGCCCUGCAGUUAAUCUAACCUCAUUCUCCGGCAUUCUCUCACGCAUUCGUAUUUCUCGCAUUGGUUUCACGUCUUAUUACGAGCUUUGCAUCCCGUCUUACGACCCAUGGUAGUGCUUCUGCGAUGCACUGUUAUCUGUUGGAUUGUCUGCGUGGCGGCGCCACGCUAAUCGCCGAUUACAUCCUCACGCCCCCUCCGACUUCGUUUGGAUAGCACGAGUCUGGGACGUACGGCCAGGGCUUGUUGCGAGGAGCAACGACACGACGCAAGAGCAGUGCGCGCCUGCUAGAGAUGCGCCGGUCGUCAAUUCUUACGAAUUGAUGCUUAGCGUCUCGCCGCCGCCGCUGUCGACUUUCUUGUUUUUGUACAGUCAGUUUGUCUCCUACGCACGCCCUCGCCAACUUCUCCCGACUGCACCUUUCCGAUACAGGUGCCACCGAUACACCGGUCUUUGCUAAUCCAUAUGUGCCUCUACGGCAUGCCCUCCUUUCUCUAUCGUGACAAUCUAUGGAACCAUUUAUCCUAGACGCAUUUGCUUGCUCAGUUUUGAUUACUUAUUGCAUUGCAUUUUUUAUUGGUUUUAUAUUGAUUGCUGUUUUUUACGCCACGACAUGACUUUUCCACACAAUCCCUCCACUCCGUUGUCUCCCUCCCCCCCCUUUUCCCUUACUCCACUUCCUGUCGCUGGCUGCUUUUAUUGGAGUCUCUUGCCAGUCCUUUUUAUUUCAACUUUCGUGCUGCAAGUCUCCGACCAUCCAGAUAAGCCUAUGUCCGUAUGGCUGUUCGUCGACAACACUUAUCUAAGGCAAAGAGAUGGUUGGUCACCUGCAGAUAGCGCGCGAAUUGGUGUGGCUAGAACAGCCCUCGACAAGCGUCCGUUCACCUUCACACGACACCUCUUCCUCCUUCGUUUCAUUCGCGCCUAUCAUCGUGAUUUUUUCCGGCCAGUAGCCAGCCGAUUGCCGCGCCGCACCGUACGCCCGCGUCCACUACGGUCCUCGCAUCCGCUAGGUCGUGCUGUGGUGGCCAGACCACCGUCUUGCACAUAAUCCGGUGAUGCUUGUUGAUUCUAGUCUGUUCGCCAACCCGUACAUCCGCGCCCCGUCGCCCUCGCCUAUGGAAUUGACGUCAGAUGCUUGGUGGCCCGACUGUUCGGAGUCGAGUCGAAGUGAGCACGAGCGCUGCAUGGCUGUGUGUGCGCCCAGUGUGCCACGCGGACCUCAGUCAGCGUUCGGUUGUGCGAGGGAGCUCGUGCGUUUACGUCGGAUUGCUGUUCCGUGUCCCGGUUCGCGUAACCUGUCUGCAUUUGGUGUAUCCAAUCUUUCUCUGAGCCUUUCCCGAGCGUUGACGUGCGGUACUGUCCGUGCGUAAUGUUGUCUUAUCUUUGGUCGGCUCCACUCCACUGUUGUGUUAAUGCUUUGUGCCACUACAUUCCGUUCUCUCUCAUCUUACCUCUUCAUACGCAAUUGGAUUACGUUCGUUCUCAGAGAGGACAAUGCGACGCCCUGUUAUGUAGAUUAUCUUGUUAUGACUUUAUACCGCCGUUGCGCGGCGCUGGACUACUUUUGCUGCAUCCAUUGACCUUACCACACUCAUCAGUAGUUUACACUGGACUCUGGAUUCAGUUUGCAAUAGUACUUACUAUAGUACUUUGUUUUCGUUAGUCACUAGCACUACUUGUGCAAAGCAAUUGAUUAUAUGUGCUAUGUUU
Fomitiporia mediterranea MF3/22 is the source of this 2967-nucleotide messenger RNA. RefSeq lists its product as uncharacterized. Gene Ontology annotation, biological process: regulation of transcription by RNA polymerase II. The transcript has 4 exons. The record is from RefSeq and is a predicted model, not a curated record. Gene Ontology annotation, molecular function: RNA polymerase II cis-regulatory region sequence-specific DNA binding; protein dimerization activity; DNA-binding transcription factor activity, RNA polymerase II-specific. Lineage: Eukaryota; Fungi; Basidiomycota; Agaricomycetes; Hymenochaetales; Hymenochaetaceae. The coding region runs from base 131 to 1045 and encodes 304 amino acids.